Molecule: messenger RNA, 1251 nt
Organism: Suillus fuscotomentosus
Lineage: Eukaryota; Fungi; Basidiomycota; Agaricomycetes; Boletales; Suillaceae
Exons: 15
Coding region: 171-1100 (309 amino acids)
Source: RefSeq, a predicted model, not a curated record
CGACACCCUGACUGAAACCCUGAAAACGUACGCUUUAAUCGGACGAGAAUAAGAUGCGGAUGGGCUAUCUACUACUACUUAUAUGAGAACCCUGCGCCAUUUUCCCAGUCUUUUAGCCCCCUCAUCGCUUGAAGGAGCUCAAUAACCACAUAUCAGUGGUUGUGUCCAGCAUGCCGCUUACUGCUGCUGGAAUCUCGUUUGGCCCCUUACUCGUAGGCUUUGCCGUCAACACAAUUUUGUACGGCGCGCUGGUCACAUCAGGACUCGUAUAUUUUUCUUCCUUCAAAAAUGACGGUCCAUGGAUACGACUUCUUGUGUCAACCCUUCUGUUGUUGUGCACCGCCAAUGUCAUCCUGCAGUUUGUCUUCUUGAAUGACACUCUCAUCAUUCACUUUGGUGACCAAUAUAGUUUGACCAGAGCCAACUGGGUUUUCUCCUUGCUACCAGGCAUCGCGGGUGUUGUAUCCUCCCUCGUCCAGUUUUUCUUCGCCUGGAGAAUCCGUAUUUUGACGUCUAGUGUCUGGCCAGUUGGAAUCAUGGUUAUUCUCGCGAGUGCUGCAUUCCUUUGUGGCAUUGGAACCACAGUUGCGAUCAAUAUGGUGCCCAUGUUUGCCCAGUUUCAUAGGUUCGAAAUCGUAUUUGUCGUCGGCCUUGCCUCUUCUGCUUUGGAUAACCUCCUGAUUACCGGGUUACUUGUCCGCUCCCUGAGUGAGCACAAAACGGGAUUCAUGGACACUGAUCAUAUCAUAAAAAAGAUAAUACGAGUCACUCUGCAGACCGGUCUGCUGACAGCAAUAUGGACCCUCAUUGACCUGGCCGUAUAUGUAGCGCUUACCGACGGCAUGCAUCUGGUCUUCAAUGAAUCUCUCGCACAAUUUUACACGAUUUCCGUCAUGUCGACGUUGAUAGCCCGUCCACGAGACCACGCUUACACCGACUUCACCGUUGUGAACGGAGACCAGACUGAGAGGAGGAUUGCCCAAAUUCCCCUUGAAUGUAGCAGAAAUACUGAUCGGAGAAGGAAUUCCGAGUUGGUUUUUGACGCGGUCAGCCUAAAGAAAUUCAACUCGGUACAUGUUGCCACGGACACUCAGCAGUGACUUAGAGUUAGAAUCCGCCAUGUACCAUAUGCACUGUAUUAUUAUGACAACCACAAGCACGCAGAUAGAGCACUGCAUCUGUUCUAUGUCCACGACAGUACAUCGACGUUCAUGCGCUCAGACUUACUGUUACAUAUACAGGCGGCCUCGU